AUGCGAGUUUUCAUAUUCAGCAUACUAGCGCUACUGACCAUUGUCAAUGCUGUUAAAUUCGAGUUAUUUGCUACACCAGUAACGGGGACAAAGCGAUGCGUGUCUCAAUUCAUUGGAAGGGAUGUCCUGGUAUCAGGCACGUUCAACAUUGGCGACGGCGAACUCCAGAUAUCCGAUGUAGAGAUAUCAGAUGACAGCCCCGAAAGAAACAAAUUCUUUUACAAAAAAGACGUAUCUGGCACUAUCAAGUUUGCCUUCACUACUCACGCUUUUGCAGACGUCAACUUUUGUGUAUUAAACACCCUCGUGGAUGGCGUACCACCGUCUCCAAAUACAAAGCGUCUAGUCAACAUCCACAUCGACUCGGGUGCUGACGCUGUAGACUACUCGGAAAUCGCUAAACAGGAAAAACUAAAACCAAUGGAAAUCGAACUACGUAAACUGGAAUCUGAAAUGGACCGUAUCGUUUCCGAAAUGGAGUUUCUGAAAGAGAGGGAGGCCGCUAUGAGAGAUACUAAUGAAUCAACAAACGAACGAGUGAAAUAUUUUAGUCUACUCUCAAUCACCACACUCAUCUCGGUCGGUGUAUGGCAGAUAUGGCAUCUACGACAAUUCUUUGCUGCAAAGAAACUCAUCUAG
Molecule: messenger RNA, 639 nt
Organism: Synchytrium microbalum
Lineage: Eukaryota; Fungi; Chytridiomycota; Chytridiomycetes; Synchytriales; Synchytriaceae
Exons: 4
Coding region: 1-639 (212 amino acids)
Biological process (GO): intracellular protein transport; endoplasmic reticulum to Golgi vesicle-mediated transport; Golgi organization
Cellular component (GO): COPII-coated ER to Golgi transport vesicle; Golgi apparatus; endoplasmic reticulum
Source: RefSeq, a predicted model, not a curated record